UCAAAAGGAGGACAGAAGAAAUGGAGGAAUGUUUAAGCCGGGAACCAGGAUGAAGAUGAUGUCCAGCAUCCUGCUGCUCCUCAUCCUCAGCUCAUGUCUCUGUGCAGCAACAUUUGUAGUGAAUGUGACACAGAGCAGCUAUCAGGCAGAGGAGAAGCAGAACAUCACUCUGGAGUGGACCUUCACCACCAAGACUCAGGGAACCUGGAAGAAUCUGUUCAUCGUCUGUGAAGUGAUCACAGAUCAUGGAGUCUUAGUUCUCUAUCAUGUAUAUAAAGGUGUUGAGUUUCCAGAGUCUCAGGAUGAUCAGUUUUCAGGACGAGUCCAGAGCGACAAAGACGUCCUCAGAGAAGAACAAAUCAGACUCCAUGUGUCCAGACUGAGGACUGAAGACUCUGGUCUUUACCAAUGUCAAGUCACAGAAUAUGGAUGGGGCUCUGCCAGCCUUCAACUGAACGUUACCAAAGCUCCUGAUGUUGGACCCACAGCGACAACUGAACCCGAGAGGAAAGAAACCUCCCACCUUGGACUGAUAUUCAUUCUUGUGGUUGUAUUUGUUCUGAUCUUUGGUAUUAGUAUUAUUUACUUUAUCAGAAAGAGGAAACGAAAAAUUCUGAUGAGGUUGAACACCAUCAGAUCCACAGACCUUGAGGACUUUAAUCCUGUGUGACGUCAGUUUUAAUCUGAACCAACAAAAGUUUAAGUCCAAGACUCUUCAGGC
Molecule: messenger RNA, 721 nt
Organism: Poeciliopsis prolifica (blackstripe livebearer)
Lineage: Eukaryota; Metazoa; Chordata; Actinopteri; Cyprinodontiformes; Poeciliidae
Exons: 4
Coding region: 29-670 (213 amino acids)
Biological process (GO): immune response; cellular response to lipopolysaccharide; positive regulation of T cell proliferation
Cellular component (GO): external side of plasma membrane
Source: RefSeq, a predicted model, not a curated record